GCGCGCCCACUCUCUUCGAGCUACCAUUGUUUACCCAUUCUCAUUUCUCCGUCUACCACUCCCCUGUUCUUCUCUCACGUUCAUCGGCUCAGCGAUGUACCUUUUCCAGGUUCCCUCUACAAGUCCAGACUCGUUUUAAGAUAUCCUUCUUCUGCUUCUUCUCAUCCUCCGCUCUCUCUUGUACCCAAAAAAAAAGGGGGCACGAAAACUCUGGAACUCACCUCUCUGUCGAAGUCCUCAGGCUCUCAGCAUCACAAUCACAGGUUCUUUCCAAGUAUUAGAACUUGAACAGCUAUUGUUAUUUGUUUUCGUGUUGAAGUUUCAACCUUGGGAUCUAAAUUGAGACUCCCUAUUCGUUUUUUGAUGGUUCUCUUGAAAACAGCAGCCAAAGCACGUCUUUGUGCCUCUAGGGGCUUUAAAGCCUUGACCCGCUUAUUCUGACUUCGGUGUUUCUGAUCUGCUUGUAAACUUUCAAAGCACCUGUCUUUUUGGGUUCUGGUCAGUUUUUGCCAAAUACCAAGUUCUACUUUGUUAGAGUUCUCCUAUGGGGGUGGUUCUUUGGGUCCGUCAGAUUAGGGUAAACGUUGUUCGAGAUUUGUGCUUAUAUCCGGCAGAUUAAACUUUCUGAUUAGUCGCAACCUGCCAGGCUGUUUAAGGGAAUUAAAUCCACUGGGUUUGAUUUAUUGAGUCAAGUCCCACUUACAUGGGGCAUCUUUAGCUUUGUACCUGUGGUUAUUUGAUCCGCCUUUUGGUUUUCAAAUUAUGGGCUUUUGUGAAUUCUGGUCCGUUUGACGUUCUUCCGAGUAUUUCUUUGCUAUUUGGCUGAUAGAACAUGAGUUUUCCGUGGGCUAAUAAUACUAGGAAUAUAAACAAUUGCAAGAUCGUAGAUUUGUCUGAAGAAUUUCUUGGUUGUUGGGUAUUAGGUAGCGUAAUCAGUUGGGUUUGAAGCGUUCUCUAUUCCUGUCGAGCACUUCAGCCAUGUAUUUGAAUUUCAAGUGGGUUUUUGGCGUCCUGUAUUCUUCUUAGCCCCCUUCUGCUGCUUUCGCUCAAAAUGACUGGAACUAGUCACUCUUUUGUGGAGUGGAGAGAAGAGUUUGUAUCGCAGGAGCGUGGCAAUCGUGUGGUUCACUAUUUCUUGAAGGAUUCAUCGGGGGAGUCCAUCCUUGCAGUUGUGGGAACUGAGAGAAGUGUUAGGCACAUGUUCUAUGUUGUUUCCGAGGAGUUCUUGCAAGUAUAUGGGAAGGAAAGUUCCAUUCAUGCUGGUUAUAAGUGGCGAUCGAGAAGAGAGGUCGUAGACUGGCUUACGUCUAUGCUAUCCAAGCAGCAUUUACCUGGAGGGUCCGAAUUACCAAAAUUUGACCCAAUACAACCUUUAGGGUCUCCCAGCUCCACAAUGGAUGGAAUGGGCGCUCCACAGACUCAAGCAGCAGAUGAUACGGGCCAUAUUGCAAUUUUCAAGGGACAUCAUCCAGAUAUUGUCUGGUCUGGUGUUGCAUGGAAAUGUGGUAAACAGCUCAAGCAUUACCCAUCAUUUUGCAGAAAUGGGACCACAAUAGCUAUUCAAUCCUUCGUCUUUGUCAUGGCUAAGGGGGAAAAUCACUAUCUUGCUUAUCUGGAAGAUAUGUAUGAAGACAAGAGGGGUCAGAAAAAGGUUAAAGUAAGGUGGUUUCACCACACUCAGGAAGUCGAGGGCAAAAUUCCUAUACGAAAUCCUCACCCAAAAGAAGUUUUCAUGACUCCAUAUGUACAGGUCAUUAGUGCAGAGUGUGUUGAUGGUCCUGCCACAGUCUUAACUCGUGAACAUUAUGAAAAAUGCAUCACUUCUUUUCCUCAUCCUCAAUGCGCCAGAAUACAUCUGUGUUAUAGGCAGUUCAGAAACAACAGAGUGAAGCCUUUUGACCUCAGCAAAUUGCGUGGCUACUUUGAUCAACCAAUUCUCUCUUGUUUGGUUCCCAAUCCCUUCUCAACGCCUGAGUCUAUAUCCCUUAGCCUGACUGGGGAAGAAGCUGAACAGUUGAGUUCAGGUGAGAAUGUAAAGGUGGGAGCUAAGAGGACAAGAAGUGGUAGGGUGUGCCGAAGUUUUGCUGCAGAUCAUUCAGGGGUCAGAAAUUCUGUUAGAAUUAACCAGACUAUAACAUAUGAACCUUACGAGAACUUAGACUAUAGUUUGUCAGGCAGCAGGAGAUUGCUUUCCCGAAAGCACAUUGGGUGUCACGUUUGGCAUACUCCACUAUUUAAGGUUGAUGAAAAAAUAGAGUUGCUCUGCCACGAUAGUGGCAUUCGAGGCUGCUGGUUCAGGUGUACAGUCUUGCAGGUAUCACGAAAACAGAUGAAAGUUCAAUAUGACGAUGUACAGGAUGAAGAUGGAUAUGGAAAUCUUGAGGAAUGGAUCCCAACUUCUAAAAUGGCCAUGCCUGAUAAACUUGGCAUGAGGCAUCUGGGUCGCCCUGCAAUUAGGCCAGCCCCUCCCAGUGAGGAACAAGUCGACCUUGCAAUUGAGGUUGGGACUGCAGUUGAUGCAUGGUGGAGUGAUGGUUGGUGGGAAGGAGUUGUGACUGGAUUGGAUGACUCUGGUGAUAGUACCAUGCAAAUUUACUUUCCCGGUGAGAGCAUACUGUUGAACGUACAAAAAAAGGAUCUAAGAAAAUCCAAAGAUUGGAUGGGGGAUCGGUGGGUUGAUAUACAGGGAAAGCCAGACAUACUCUCAGACCUAUCUGCAACUAUUGGCUUGGACUCUAAGCUUUCCCCAUCCUCAAACAUUGCCAAGGACAUCAAAUCUGGUGUUUCUAUGUCAUGUGCUGAUAGCAGUACCAGAUUUAAUAUUGCUGUAGACGAAAAGCUCGACUUACCUGCAGUCGCCAGUUCUGAUGGCCUUCCUGAAGAUAUGGAAAGAGUCGUUGAUGGUAAGUCACCACCAUUAAAUGACAAGGGAAAUAGGUUUGAAGGUGUUGACACGAACAGCAGUUGUAAUAAUGGGGAUGAUCUCCAAGGUGAUGAUGACGAUGAUAAUGACAAACAUGACAAUGAUGGUGAGAGUGGUGAUGACACUCAGAAUUUCGAUUAUGGGCAGAAUUGUAAAGCAGAACUCAUGGAACUGGCAGCACAAGAUGUUCAAUAGGAGUUUUAUAUGCCUUCAUUUAUGAUGGCGGUAGUAGAUUUUGUUAGUCGUGAAUAGUUAUACGGGUAUAGGGGAAGCUGAUUGCAUUUGGACUUGACUUUGUAACCUUUGUCGGCGUAUAGGUUUGAGGUUUAGAAUUUAAUGAUGGUUAUUGGAUUCGGAGCGUAUUAGAAUUUAAGUUCCUCUGCUUAGAAGCACUAGAAAGGAGUCAGUUGGAUUCACUUCUUGUAUCGUGUACCCCGAAUUUGUACUCUCAAAGUCAAAAUUACUUUUUUCUUCCUUGUCUUA
Messenger RNA from Carya illinoinensis, 3406 nucleotides. RefSeq lists its product as uncharacterized. The coding region runs from base 1052 to 3118 and encodes 688 amino acids. The record is from RefSeq and is a predicted model, not a curated record. NCBI's taxonomy places the organism in Eukaryota, Viridiplantae, Streptophyta, Magnoliopsida, Fagales, Juglandaceae. The transcript is spliced from 6 exons. Gene Ontology annotation, molecular function: chromatin binding.